Molecule: messenger RNA, 1641 nt
Organism: Penicillium odoratum
Lineage: Eukaryota; Fungi; Ascomycota; Eurotiomycetes; Eurotiales; Aspergillaceae
Product: Mis12-Mtw1 family protein
Exons: 5
Coding region: 1-1641 (546 amino acids)
Biological process (GO): cell division; mitotic sister chromatid segregation
Cellular component (GO): MIS12/MIND type complex
Source: RefSeq, a predicted model, not a curated record
AUGACCAUCGCGGUCUUAGCGGCUCCUAUCACGAAAGUAAAGCGCCGCGAACCGCUGGGGACGAUUACAAUGGCCGCGACUCAGGCGCAGCCACGUUCUGGCCGAGGUCGCCCUCCAACACGGUUGAGCGCUUCUCAACAAGGAUUAGACGAGAUUGCGAAUAACGCGGAGGGAAAACGGAAAGCGAACUACGAGGAGGACGCGGAAGGAUUUCGAUUUUCAAGAAAACCAUCGAAGAGGACUAGGCCGUCGAUUGAACCCGUUCCAGAGAAUCCCCAAUCAGAUGUGGAAAAUGCGCCUUCAAAGUCUACGCCUCGAAGAGGUCGACCACCCAAGAAACGGCUGGUCGAGGAUGCGAAUGGGAAUGCGAGUGCCAGUGCUGUACCGACAAAUGGGAAAACUACUGAACUUCCGACAAGACGGGGGACGAAAAGGACUGCUCAAAAAGUACAUCCGGAGCCGGAACCUUCAGCGACUUCGACGCGCUCAUUACGAAAUCACGAGUCGCCAUCAAAUGCGCCUCCGGAGAAAAAGGGGAAGAGGGGGCGACCGGCUCGUCCGAGAACCAGCGAUACCAAUGGAUUUAAAUCACCAGAACCUUCAGCGGGUACGAAGGUGGCUUUGCCGCUGGCUGAUACCCCGGUUAUUCAGCGAAAUAAGGAAUUACGGGGUACAAAAUCUGGCAAGGGGAAUCGGCGAAGUAGUUUGGGGAUGCGGGGACGACGAGCCAGUUCCUUGAUUGACUCGGGGGCGUCCAAUGCAUUACCGCAUCGAGAAGUCAGCACCGCUGACUUCUACAAACACAUCGCGGAUGAAGGGCUCCCGGAGCCUCGUAGGAUGCGGCAGCUUCUGAUUUGGUGUGCGACACGAGCCCUUGGAGACAAGCCUUCGGGCUCGCGCUCAGAAGAUCAAAGUUCACGCCUAGCAGCCCGUGCGAUCCAAGAUGAGCUGCUGAAGGAUUUCUCUACCAACUCCGAACUUUCGAACUGGUUUAGCCGUGAAGACCUGAAUCCACCUACCGUGGUGGUGAAAAAGCCGAAUCCAAGGAACAUCCAGAAUACAGAAAAGAUCAAGGAGUUGGAGGAGCACAUUCAAAAGCUUCAAAAAGAGAGACAUGCCCUGAACGCUCUUCUCAAGCAACCACCAAUUCCUCCUGUCAAUGCGCCUGCACUAGAAUCCCCCAAAGCCUCCAAACGUUACCCUAAGAAAUCAACUCCUCAAAUUGACUCCUCCCUCCUCGAACCCUCUCAACAAGCCAUCCUCGCAUCCCUCCGUCCCUCCUCAACCGCAGCCGAGUCACAAUCGAAAGACGACGCCUCUCCCACAAUCCAACCACCCAUGUCUCCAUCAACCGUCUCAUCACGCCUUUCCCAAAUCACAACCGGUCUCGCUCCCACACUGGAUGCUUUUGCCGCUGGUAUCCACGAUAUUGAACUAUACAGUUCUAGUGCCGAUGCCGUCUCAUCACACAUCCUUCGCAUCUGCGCACAGCGUCUCGAAGAGCGUGACGCACUGAAUACCCGGCAACGCAUCGCCAUAGAAGGCGACGACGAGGACAGUCCACAAAAAGCACGAAUGGAACGUCCCCGGCAAGACCUAGGUGUUAUCCUCGGGGCCCUCAGUCGUGUCGAGAGACGAUAG